Molecule: messenger RNA, 5066 nt
Organism: Astyanax mexicanus (Mexican tetra)
Lineage: Eukaryota; Metazoa; Chordata; Actinopteri; Characiformes; Acestrorhamphidae
Gene: nedd9
Product: neural precursor cell expressed, developmentally down-regulated 9
Exons: 7
Coding region: 235-2688 (817 amino acids)
Biological process (GO): cell surface receptor protein tyrosine kinase signaling pathway; cell migration
Cellular component (GO): cytoplasm; plasma membrane
Molecular function (GO): protein binding
Source: RefSeq, a predicted model, not a curated record
CAGUGAGGCGGGCGCGCGCGAGGCCGAGUUGGAAACAUUGUAUCGUGUCGGUGCGUUACGGCGCGUUCUGAGCGUACUGACGGCGUUACGCUCGCGAUGGCCGUUUAAAAAGACGUCGUUUAAACGUCGUGGAUUUCGGGUCCGAGCUUUUUGCGUUGUUUUAUUUAUUUAAACGUUUCUGAGGGAUAUUUUCACCCGUCUCGCGCCAGGAGGACAGACGGUGACGUAGCCAGGAUGAAGUACAAAAACCUGAUGGCGAAGGCGCUGUAUGAUAACGUGCCGGAGUCUCCGGAGGAGUUGGCCUUCAGGAAGGGCGACAUCCUGACGGUGAUCGAGCAGAACACCGGCGGCCUGGAGGGGUGGUGGCUCUGCUCGCUGCACGGUCGCCAGGGCAUCGCCCCCGGCAACCGCCUCAAACUGCUCAUCGGCCCCAUGUUCGAGAACCAGACCGCCUCCAGCCCCGCCCCCUCGCAGAGCCACGCCCACCAGCCGAGACCCCACACCCCGCAGGGCCUGUACCAGCCCAGCCCCGCCCCCGCACAGGGCAUCUACCAGGUCCCGCCCCCGCAGGACAUCUAUCAGGUCCCGCCCUCGCAGGACGUCUACCAGGUCCCGCAGAGGAGCGCCCUGGCAGCGGACGCCAUGCCCAACAAGGUUUUGACCCCAACACGAGUGGGACAGACGUACGCCUACAGCCCCGCCCCCACCAGCUCUCACGACCUGUACGACGUUCCUCCCGUACGACAGCAGGGGGUUUACGAUAUUCCACCGGGGAAACAGACGGGAAAGCAGAAGAGUCCUCACUCUCAGGGUUUAUACGAUAUUCCUCCCACAGCAGAUACGCGGAAUCAGGGGGUGUACGAUAUUCCUCCAGCAUCUCAGGGGGUAUACUCAAUACCACCUUGCCGGAGUAACGCUGCACCAGACGAAGGCAACUAUGACUUCCCCCAACCGCACAAACCCAAACCCGAAGGCGUCUACGACAUUCCUCCAUCUUUCUCCAUCUCCAAAUCUACCCAGAGCUCCCAGUCCCAGUCCAACUACGACUUCCCUCCCAGCUCAGAGCAGCGCAUGCUCGCCAGCAGCGACAGCAGCGUCUACGACGUUCCCGCCAGUCAGCCGGCGUCGGCGGGAAACCGGGAUCUUUACGAUGUUCCACAGGGCGUUCACGUUCAAGCUCGUGAUCGCAACAAGGGCAUCUACGACAUCCCGCCUGCAGACCCGCGCCUGCCGCAAGACGUAACCGACGGCAUGAACCGCCUCUCGUUCUCCAGCACCGGCAGCACCCGCAGCAGCAUGUCCACGUCCUCUUCUUCAGCAGGGUCGCCGGCCGAGGGGCGUCUGGCACUGGAUCUGGACUCGGCGUUGCAGAGGAUCGGGCGUCUACAGCAGGGUCUGGACUCGUCCGUCUCCGCCCUGCAGAGCUUCGCCACCUCGCCCAACUGGCGCACCUACGGCUUCAUGGAGCGCCACAGCAACGAAGUGCGGCUGAUCCUGAAGCGCGUUCGCGGCACCCUCGGCGAAAUCCUGGCGUUCGGGCGAGGUGCGGCCGCCAACGCCUCGGCUCUAUCAGACUCUGGACUUCAUUUGAAGCUGCGGCGGCAGCUGCAGAGGCUGGAGGACUCCCAGCAGAUCCUGCAGCAGACCCACCAGAGCCUGGAGAACAGCAGCUGGUGCCUCAACGUCCUGGUGGCAGGUGGCAGGCAGCAGCGACAGCAUCAGCAGCAGCAGCAGCAACAACAGCAACAAGGCAAAAGCGACGAGCUGGACCGCUUCGUCAUGGUCGCUCGAACGGUGCCGGACGACGCCAAGCAGCUCGCGUCUACAAUAGGGGGCAGCGCUGAGCUGCUGUUCCGGAGGGCACCGGUAGAGGGCGUCGUCCAUCCGUUCACCUGCUCCCCGGCGGAGGAGGACAGCAACCACAACAACCACCACAGCUGCCAGACCAAGCCCUUCCCCGUCCCCCAGGACAGCGAGAAGUGCGUGAAGAGCUGGAUGGAGGAUUACGAUUACGUCCAUCUGCAGGGUAAAGACGAGUUUGAGCGUCAGCAGAAGGAGCUGUUGGAUAAGGAGAACAUCAUGAAGCAGAGUAAAGUUCAGCUGGAACAGGAACAGCUGAACCAGUUCAAGCAGUUGGAGCAGGAGGUCAUCAAACCCGUGGAGAACGACAUCACGCAGUGGAUCUCCCACCAGCACCACUCCACAGGCUCCGCCUCCUCCCCCUCAGACUCCUCCUCCUCCACCACUUCCUCGUCUGUAGGGGGCGUGGCUCCGGUGUGUGGGCGGGACCGGCAGCUGCUGGGUUUCUACGCGGAGCAGUGCGAGCAGCACUUCGUGACGCUGCUGAACGCCGUGGACGCGUUCUUCGGCUGCGUGGCGGCGGGUCAGCCCCCGCGGAUCUUCGUCGCUCACGCCAAGUUCGUCAUCCUCAGCGCCCACAAGCUGGUGUUCAUCGGGGACACGCUGUCGCGCCAGGCCGCCGCCCCCGACGUGGCCAACCGCGUGAUGGACUCCAGUAACGUGCUCUGCCAGAUGCUGAAGACGGUCGUCGGCGCCACAAAGACGGCGGCGCUUCACUACCCGAGCACCGGCGCCGUGCAGGAGAUGGUGGACCGGGUCACGGACCUCUCGCACCGCGCCCAGCAGUUUAAAGCCCAGCUGCUGCACAUGGCGGCGGCGGCGUUGUGAUCCCGUCGCUUCCGGUAGAGACGAUCUGAACGUGUUUAUAUAUGUAUUUAUAUAAAUGUAUUAUACUGUACGCAUCGAGCGCAUCUACGAAGCUGCCGUCUGUAAAUAAUGAAUAAACACCGUACGUCCGUUUCUCUGUAAUGUGUAAAUAUUUAGCUCUAUUUUUGUUUAGAUUUGUUUUUUAUUAUAUUAAGAAGCAUACAAAUAUAUAUGUAUAAAUAUAAAUAUAUAUAUAUAUAUAUAUGGAUACGAAUAUGAAAGUGCUUAAAAAAAAUGUUAAAAAAGGCAGUAUGUUAACAUUCCGCGUUUUUUCGUACCGAGCACCUUACGAGUGAAGCCGUUAACGUCUCGUUAUUUGGGAUGCAAAAAAAUAUAUACCGAUACCAUACGAUACCAUGAUAAUGUAUUUGUACUUGUAUUUGUAAUUGUACUCGCCAACGAUACUCCUAUACCAACAUCCAAUACCUAAUACAUAAUGCUGCGCCAACGGACAGACAACCUCACAGACGUACAGUGUCUUGCAAAAGUAUUCAUACCCCUUGAACUUCUUCACUAUUCGUCACUUUACAUUCAAAAAAACUUAAUGUAUUUUAUAGAGGUGUUGUUGCCAGGUGGUUGCUAAGGUGUUGCUAAAUGGAUUUUCGGUGGUUGCUAUGGUGUUGCUAUUUGGCCAGACUAUUUUUGUUGAUGAUUUUCAAUGAGGACACUUAUCUCCAUUUUUGUCGAUUUUUAGUUUACUACAUGAUUUAAACAGACAAACUGUCUCUUACACUGUGCCAAAAUUUCUUGAUGAACGGACCAAUAGAAACUCUUCAAAAUGACCUGAAAUAAACUCUUUUUACAUCGACUUCCAUUAAAAGUUAACAAGGUUUUUUCUUUCUCCUGUAAAGUUGCUGUUUUGGAGAUAAGUGUUUUUCAUUGGACAGCGACGAAAUGACCUUUUUACUAAGAAUUUAUAUAAUGUGUAGUCACCUCCCACCUUAGAUGGACCCUUAAAUUUUAUUCUUACAUAAAACGUUAUUUUAGUUUCGCAAACAACGUUGUAAAUCUGUGCGUAAAAAAACUGAAGCGUGCACCACAUUUCCGUAGUGCGAUGAUUUUUCAUGAUGUAGUGCACUACUUAGGAUGCCUAAUUCUAAGUGAACAAGGGUGUCGCCCUGUUUUCCUGAUGUAAUCAGAGUAUGGAUGCUCACACAGGACAAAUGCGAUGUCAUGAUACAUCACUGGAUCCUAUAGACACGCUAAGCCAUCUCUCUUAUAGGCGCGCUAACAAAUAAAUAAACCCAGUGAUUAGAAAAUAUGCAUUAUUACACACAUUAUCAGCCACUAAUAUCAGGUUAAGAGCUGUAAUUAUUAAAAUAAAAGCUUAAGUGUAUAAAUUUUCCAGUUAAUAUGUUUUUUUUUAAGCUGAAUGUAAAGCUCAAUCUUUGCAGUUUCACAUGUCUUGCUGCUGGGGGGCGCUGAAAUAAACAAAACUUUAAUUCUUAGAAAAAAAAAAACAUGUUCUUUUAAAGUUAAACGAGUCCUGGAUGGUAAUCUACACAGAUUUCUCUCUUGAAAGCUGUUUAUUUGGGUGAGUAAAACUCUUCAAAUUAAUGAAUUUACACAAAGCUUAGAUUUCCAGAUUUACACUAAGGCUGGGUGCAGCAGCAGCAUUAGCAUUAACCGCUAGCUGUUGUUAGCGCUAGUAAAUGCUGCAGACAGCGCUUCACUGAGGAACCCUGAGUUAGAUUUCCACAAUUUUAACUGAAAUUACCGAAAAUAGAGGCCACCGCGCUCUGAUCUGGCACGUUCACACAGCCAUGAAAAAAUCAGAUCUGAGCCUCAUUGAGCAAAAACUCAGAUUUGAGUCAUUUUAGCUUGGUAAUGUGAACGUAGCCUAUGUUGUGCCCUCCACAAAUAUGGCAUUUAUGGAUGAAGAGUGGAAGAAGAAGACCAUCGUUGAUAAACUGUGAAGUUGAAACUGCAAACAGCUCUUCUUAUGUGAUGCUUUAUGUUGGUUUAUCACUUAUAAUCUCAAUAAAAUACAUUUAAGUUUGUGUUUGUAAGAUUUAAGUUUGUGGUUGUAAGAUGACAAAAUGUAAAAAAGUUCAAGGAGUAUGAAUAAAACUAAUCUCUAUUUAGUUAUUUAAGCAUAAUUUCCUAUUUUCUAAUUUUCCUGAUAACUCAAUUCUAGGGUAUUGGUUUUGGUAUGGGCGAGUACAGAAGUACAUGUACUCGUACUCGGUUGGAAGUAAAUGGUAUGGAUGCAUUUGUAGUUUUUAUUGCUGGAGAUCAGAGUAGCUCUAUUAGCUGAGUUUGUUUAAUUGUGUUAAAUUGUGUUGAAUUGUUUUCUGCAGACGAUUUGAUUAAUAACAGUAAAGACUGUUCUACACUCA